Messenger RNA from Saccharomyces paradoxus, 456 nucleotides. RefSeq lists its product as uncharacterized. The coding region runs from base 1 to 456 and encodes 151 amino acids. The transcript has a single exon. NCBI's taxonomy places the organism in Eukaryota, Fungi, Ascomycota, Saccharomycetes, Saccharomycetales, Saccharomycetaceae. The record is from RefSeq and is a predicted model, not a curated record.
AUGGGGCAAGUCUCAGAACCAACUGACAAGAACUUCAAGAACUUCAAGAACCAUUUGAUAAAGAACAUAACUUCUCAGGAAUCCUUAAAAACUAGAAUUGAGGAUGAAAAUAGUGAUGUCACCAAUCCGACAGAGGAUAACUAUUCCCUAUUUAAUAAAACAGGGGCAUUGACGGACGGUGGAAUUACUGCUGAAGAAGGAUGUUUAUGCUCACAUGAAGAAGAGGAUUCACCUUCACGUUCAGAAGAAGAUUCAGAAGAAGAUUCAGAAGAAGCUGAAAAAGAAGCUGAAAAAGAAGCUGAAAAAGAAGCUGAAAAAGAAUCUGCAAGGGCCUUUAGCGAGCUAGUUGCAGUCCUGCAGGACAAAGACAUACCACUAGGUGUAUUAGACGAACCUCAGGUAAAAGACUGGCUUGAAAAAUACACUGGCGUCUAUAGAAGCUCUUGGCAUAGGUAA